Molecule: messenger RNA, 4435 nt
Organism: Drosophila novamexicana
Lineage: Eukaryota; Metazoa; Arthropoda; Insecta; Diptera; Drosophilidae
Gene: Neto
Exons: 12
Coding region: 387-2786 (799 amino acids)
Molecular function (GO): protein binding
Source: RefSeq, a predicted model, not a curated record
GCGCACAUGUUCGCCACGUCAAUAAGAACAGCAACAACAAAAACAACAACAACUAUUAACAACUACAACAGACAACAACAAGAAGCAGAAGGAGAGCCUCUGCAAGGCAAAUACAGUUAGAAAUUGGCCAAAGCAAACGGCAAAGACAAAAGCCAUUUGAAUACAGUGAAGCACCGUUAAAAACACCAAGUGCAUGCGUGCAUGUGUUUAUAUACAUAUACGGCUGGAAGGCGUGCGCGCUUAGCAAGGCCCAGGCCCGGAGGGCUGCAGGUGUUGCCCGACCUACAGCAGCUUUGUGGGUUUUGCGGCUCCGUGAAGCAGUGGACCAGUAGCUGCUGAUAGCACAAAGACAACAACUGGACUGUCACCAGCAGACGCAGCACAAGAUGAGGAGCAUCGGCAGAUGGUUAUGUGGAAUUAUGCCCCAGCCUGGUUGCUGGCUGCUAAUGCUGCUAAUUGUUGGCCAGACUGUUUAUGCCGACCCAAGCGAAUCAACACACUUGGCCCCACUGACAAUAAAGGCACGCGAUCGAGACCACCAAGCUAAGGUGAACACCACCGCCAACAGCACAGCAUUUGCCACGCCCAUAAGCCAAUUGGACGAUGAGGAGCAGGCGUUGACCAUUUCCCGGACGCCGCGGGCGGGACGUUACGAGCGCCAGGUAGAAGAGGAUCAGGUGGACCGUUGCAGGCUAUUCGUUGAGGGAGAUCCCACCAAGAACGAGCUUUACAGCCCCGAAUAUCCUAACCUAUAUCCAAAGAACAUUAACUGUACGAGAGUGAUAACAGCGCCGAAGGGACAAAUCAUACGGCUGGACUUUCGCAACUCGUUUAAUAUUGAGGCCAAGGAGGAGUGCAAAUUUGAUUUUCUCGAAAUACGCGAUGGACAAUACGGUUUCUCGACGCUAAUUGGCAAAUUCUGUGGCACAGAUUUCCCACCGGAAAUAACCUCGAAGGAGCGGUAUCUGUGGCUGCAUUUCCAUUCAGACGACACCAUCGAAUAUACAGGUUUCAGUGCCGUCUACGAGUACCUGGAUCGAAAUCGAGAGGCGCCCAGCACGGACCUCAAUUGCACUAUUGAGAAGGAUGGCUACGAGGGCUUUAUCAACUCAACAGAUGUCCCAGCUGACAUUAGGGAACAGGUGAUACGCGAUAAGAUUGCUCUCGACUGCAUUUGGCGCAUACAGGUGAAAGACAACUGGAAGAUAUUUUUGAAAUUUUUGGACUUUCAUCUGAGCAAGCCGAAUGACUGCGAGACCAACUUUCUGGAUAUAUUCCCAGAACAAACAGUAAUGCCAUUAAGAGUGAAAAACUUUUGCGGUUCGGCGGGCGAGAGCAUUACGGCGGAGUCGAACAUUCUGCACAUGCGAUUUUACGCGGAACAAAGUGCGAUUAAUUCAACAUUCGCAAUUCUGUACACAGCAUUCCGGGACCGUGGAACGGGAACCUGCACCGACGACGAGUACGAUUGCGAGGACGCGACCUGCAUAUCAAGCGAUUUAAAGUGUAAUGAGCGGGACAAUUGUAAAUUUCGCUGGGACGAGGAGAAGUGUUCGAGUGAAACGACUGGCCAAUCCGAGCAUGUGGUCAUCAUCAUCAUCGUAUUUGGCCUUAUACUUGGCGGCAUGGUCAUCACCUUUAUCGUCAAUUGCAUACGCAAGAUCAUACGGGAUCAGAAGAUAAUACGCGAGCACAUACGCGAGUCCAAGGAGAGCAAACUGGACGAGGUGGGUCGCAAUUCCAAGGCGCGCUCGCGCGAAAACAUAUCAAGACAAAAGCAUUCGCAGACGUCAUUACAAAUUCUCGAUGACGUUUCGAAUCGUUACUAUCGCGAGGCGGUGCCCAUAUCUACACAGUCGAGCAAGGCUGACUUUAAAGAGAAGGAGCAUAGCAUAUUACGUCGCCAUCCAGAUAUGACCCAAACGAGCCUAUGCGGUGGCAUCGAUGGCGACGAUGGCGAGUCCUCAUCGACGACCACGGGAACGCAUGACAUGAUGAUGACAAAGGCAGCUAUUGCGACCGCACCGGUUAAUGCCUGCGAUAUGGGCUGUCAAACGAGGGAAUCGCUGUUUGCGAACAGCCCCAGUGCCGUUGCGACGCUAAUGAGACAAAAGUCCAGCUCAUCAUCGCUGGGUGGUGGCAGCGCAGCGGGCGCUGCCAUGCCGCCGCCGCCGCCGCGGUUCUUCUCCACAUUCGGCUAUGAGCAGGGCACGGCACCGGGCCUGGUAGCCGUGUCGCCGUCGCUGCCAGCGACCACACCACCGCCACCGGCACAGAUGCUGGGCACACUGGCGCGUCGUAGCCAAAUGCAUAUGCAACACGCACCGUCGCAGCACGAGUCGCUCGAGCUGGAGGAGCGGCACAGCGGCGUGGGCAGCAUGGGCCAGCGGUCGCAUUAUGGCGUGAUAGUGGCCUCCGUAGUCAAGCCGCAGGAGAUCUGCCACCAUCAUCAUCAGCACCAGCAGCACCACCAGCAGCAGCAGCAGCAGUUGCAACAGCAGCAACAGCGCUCACAUCAUGCACAUCCUGUGCACCAACAUCAGCAGCACCAGCAGCAGCAGCAGCAGCAGCAGCAUAUACUGCAACAGCACCAGCCACCGAACGUUGCAACGCGACAAAUGCAGCUGCAGAAGGGCCACGGCCAGUUACACGGCCAGACGGUGUUGCCCAGCAGUAAAGCGGGCGGAGGAGGUGCUGCCGGCAAACAGCAGAAAAACGAAGAGUCCAAAGUGUUCAUCGACAUACGGAAUUCAGCGCCAGACGUGAUUAUCAUGACGUCCCAUUGACAUUUAAGGAUUGCCCGCCAAUCAGCAACAGCAGCAGCAGCAACAACAAUUGUGACCAGCAGCAACAACAAGAGCAACAACAGCGUGGACAAAAACAACGGAACAAUGGCUGGCAUAUUAACCACAGCCACAGCGGCGCCGUUGACACGACACGGACAUGCACACGGAUACGGACUCGGACACGGACACCAACAUGGACGCGGACAUGGACACGGCGUGGCGCAAUCAGGCAAACGAAUAGCAAACGCCACGUUUCCGGCCGGAAGCGAGUGUCGCAUUCAGAUGCAUUUUUGGCUUUAAAGCCAGGUAAUUUUAAUUCUUUCGGCUUGUUUUUCACCCACUUUCGGCUCUCAACAUUGUCUCAAAUUGCGCCGGCAGUUGGGCGUUCGGCCUCUUUGCUGUUUGCCAACCAAAUCGCCAGCAAGUUUCUCGCCGAAAACAAUGAGAGGACAGGCAGACACAGACACACAUUCACACUCACACACACACAGACAGAGAGCACUUACAAGACAUGUAUAUGUAUAUAAAUAGUCGCUGCUGUCCAGAGCCGUGUUUAGCUCGCAUACGUGCAGACACUAAGCAGACGCUUGACAACGUGGCGUAUGAACAACAUGUGCCAGGACGACGACGACGACGACAACAACGAGAACAGCCACAGCGACAACUCGAAUGUGCACACAAACGUUGACCACCAAGUGGACAUUGUCAGCUGCAUUCUGCUGCCUCGACAUAUCCAACCACCUCCUCUCUCCUCGCCCUGCUCCAGCCAGGCUCCUGUUGCUUAACUUGCGGCUUUCAGAAACUUCUUCAUUUACAUGCAUGACGAACGUGACACGGCGAUGUUGCCGUCGCAACGCAAUUCCCGGGUAACAGGCUCGGGUCCAGGGACAUCGUGGGUCAGCAGACAGAGUCCAUCCAUCACGUGCACGUGCAGCACGCUAGCCCUCUACCUCUCUCCAGACCUUCCCUUUGCCCACUCACUGCCGCAAUUUGCGUGAAAACAGUUUUUAAGUGAUUUUUUGUGCAUUUCCCCUCUCAGCUCAUCCUUCUGAGAGUUGUUGCUAGAGCGAUGUUUUAAUCAUUUAAUUAAAUUGUUUUUAAUAAAGCCACCCACUACUACCCCCAACCCCGCACCCAGCAGAACGAGGACAACUGCUAAUUGGACAGACUCACAUAUUUCAACGUCAAUUUGAUUAUCGGACACGCGUUCUGAAUUCAUGAAUUUGAUGCACGAUGUCAUCUCUGACAUCGCCCCAACCAAGCUCAUUCAAGCGUUCAAGUGUAGCUUAUUUCUGUUUUUUUACGCUUUUCACUCCCCAUCAGGUUGGGGAAAACUGUCAACUCACAAUUAGCACUGUCACCAUAUUGCGUUGGCGGUCAACGUUUGUCACAGUGCGUCAAUUGAAGCCGAAAAAUUCCCAUCUGACGUGUUCCAGCAUUCACUUUCGACGAGCAUUUUUUGUAUCUUUCAUGUCAUAUAAUUUUCAAUUAUCUUAGCUCUUUUUAACAUUAUUGAAACUCUCAUAUAGAGAAAUGAGCAUCGAUAUCUAAACGAUUUAGUUAUUUAAACUGAAAGAAUACAUGACGGAAAAAACAAACCGAAAUAGUUUUGUACAAUUUCUUAAAACAAUACUAUAUUUAAGAAUGUU